This is a messenger RNA of Saccoglossus kowalevskii, 494 nucleotides long. RefSeq names its product adhesion G protein-coupled receptor L3-like. Gene Ontology annotation, biological process: adenylate cyclase-activating G protein-coupled receptor signaling pathway; cell surface receptor signaling pathway. Gene Ontology annotation, cellular component: plasma membrane. The record is from RefSeq and is a predicted model, not a curated record. Gene Ontology annotation, molecular function: carbohydrate binding; G protein-coupled receptor activity. NCBI's taxonomy places the organism in Eukaryota, Metazoa, Hemichordata, Enteropneusta, Harrimaniidae.
UUAUUUGUAGAUUAAUCUUAUCUUUUUAAUAAUGGCUGGUGUAAUCAUGUGCCGACAUACAGUAUCCCCAGCCAAUAGGAACAAUGAUAAAAUAAACAAGUUAAGAGCUUGGUUAAAAGGUGCAUGUGUAUUAUUGUGUCUACUUGGUAUCACCUGGGUGUUUGGUAUGCUCUACAUUAAUAAAUCUACAGUAAUAAUGGCGUAUGUAUUCACUAUACUCAAUGCCGUGCAAGGUGUAUUCAUAUUCGUAUUUCAUUGUAUGAUGAAUGAAAAGGUAACAAAAGAGUACAAAAGAUGGAUUCGUCAAAGUAGAUUCUGCCCUGAUUGUAUACGUGACAUCUAUGCUACCAGUAUCUCAAAGGAACAAGUUUCAAGAUCAAGUACUUCUUCAAAGAAAUUACAUGGUAUUUAUGAUAGAGAUCCAAGAUCUUUCAGUACAGCAUCAACAGUUACUGACAAGAGAUUUUCUGUCUCAUCCACUGGUAAAAAUAACG